Messenger RNA from Ananas comosus (pineapple), 1998 nucleotides. RefSeq names its product poly(ADP-ribose) glycohydrolase 1-like. Gene Ontology annotation, molecular function: poly(ADP-ribose) glycohydrolase activity. The record is from RefSeq and is a predicted model, not a curated record. The coding region runs from base 31 to 1827 and encodes 598 amino acids. Gene Ontology annotation, cellular component: cytoplasm; nucleus. The transcript is spliced from 12 exons. Gene Ontology annotation, biological process: regulation of DNA repair; nucleotide-sugar metabolic process; carbohydrate metabolic process. Lineage: Eukaryota; Viridiplantae; Streptophyta; Magnoliopsida; Poales; Bromeliaceae.
UUCUCCCUCCUUUCUCGAGAAGAAACAGCAAUGGCGAAGUGGGAGGAUGUGGAGUCGAUCCUCCCCUACCUCCCCCUCAUUCUCCGCUCCUCCUCCUCCUCCUCGUCCUCCUCCUCCUCCUUCGCCCUAUUUUGGCCACCGAGGGCGCUCGAGUCCCUCAAAGCCCUAGCCCUCGGCCCCGACGUGAGCCGCGUCGCCUCUGGCGAGGUCCUCUUCGACGCCAUACUCGACCUCCGCGACUCCAUCGGCCUCUCCCAACACCCUCUUGCUCACGCCGCCGCCGAUGGAUUCGCCCUCUUCUUCGACGAGCUGAUGUCCAGAAUGGAUGCGAGGGUUUGGUUCGGAGAGAUUGUUCCGACUUUGGCGAGAUUAUUACUGCAGUUACCUUCUCUUUUGGAGGCUCAUUAUCAGAAAUCUGAUGAAGUAUUUGGUAAAGAAAAAGCUGGGCUUCGUGUAUUGGGCUCGCAAGAAGCAGGCAUUGUCUUUUUAAGUCAGGAAUUGAUAGGCGCUCUUCUCGCUUGUGCACUGUUUUGCCUGUUUCCUACCAGCAAUAGGGAUGCCAAACUUCUUCCGGCCAUCAAUUUUGACUACUUGUUUGCGAACCUGUACCCCAAUGCAAGACAGAGCCAAGAACAGAAAGUAAGAUGCCUAAUUCACUACUUUGAGAGGAUAAGUUUGUCCACACCUACAGGUUUUGUUUCAUUUGAGAGGAAAGUUAUUCCUCUUCAACGCAGUUCCUCUGGCAUUUCAUAUCCCGAGGCUGAUGAUUGGAGGAUAUCUAAAGCUUCGCUAUGCCAGUUCAAGGUGCUGUCUGCGGGCUUGAUAGAAGAUCAACAAGAUGAAGCUCUUGAGGUGGACUUUGCAAAUGAAUAUUUGGGAGGAGGCGCACUCCAUAGAGGCUGUGUGCAGGAAGAGAUCCGAUUCAUGAUCAAUCCAGAACUGAUUGCAGGCAUGCUAUUUAUGGCUUCCAUGCGAGAUAAUGAAGCUAUAGAAAUUGUUGGUGUUGAAAGGUUUUCACAGUAUAUGGGGUACAGUUCGUCCUUUCGUUUUGUGGGUGACUACAUAGAUAGGAAGCCAUUUGAUUUACUGGGUAGACGGAAAACAAGGAUUAUAGCUAUAGAUGCUUUGGACAGUCCAAGACUGGCACAGUAUAAAACUGAUUGUCUUCUAAGGGAGACAAACAAAGCUUUCUGUGGAUUUUUUGAUAGAUCGAAACAUCGCUGCUACCUCAAGCAUUUUCAGAUGGUGGAUUCAUGUCGAGAAUAUGCUCACGAGAGCAAUGCUGAUGCUUCUGUGGUUUGUAAAACAUCUCAAGAAAUGGAGAAUCAAGAUAAUUCUGAAAAUAGAUGCUCAAGUAAUUCAGACUUGACGGAGAAUAAUGAAGAAAGGUCUCAACAAAUCGAUUUGGAGAGUAUUGGGAUUGCAACCGGUAACUGGGGCUGUGGGGCAUUUGGCGGAGACCCUGAAAUGAAGAGCAUGAUUCAGUGGCUCGCUGCAUCUCAGGCACUUAGGCCCUUUAUCCAUUACUACACAUUUGGAGAAGCAUCAUUGGAGAGACUACAACAGGUGACUGAGUGGAUAUCCGGCCAUGGGUGGACGGUGUGUGAUCUGUGGAGCAUGCUGGUCGAGUACUCGACACAAAGGUUGAGACGCGAGACGAAUGUCGGUUUCUUCGCUUGGCUCCUACCAGCAUUGGUUGUUGGUGUCAAUCAAGAAAAAAGAGAUUCGUGCUCUCUCCUACUACUUAUAGAUGGGAAUCAAAGAUGUCGAAGCAGGAGGAUUAUGCAAAUCUGUUGGAAGGAGCUUCCAAAAAAGUGUGUGCUGUAAGCUACUUUGUUUUUUUCUGUCUUUUUUGUUUUAUUGUUCGAUAACAAAGAAGUUCUGCAUAUUGCAGUUUGCAGUGUAUUAUUAUGUACAGCAAUGCUUUCUCUUUUAUAAUGUCAAUAUGUGCUAUUUGUUAUUUUGAGAAUAAUGUGAUUCAUGGAGACUACUUUUGCA